Messenger RNA from Galleria mellonella (greater wax moth), 2097 nucleotides. It is a transcript of the gene Gabat, whose product is annotated as 4-aminobutyrate aminotransferase, mitochondrial. Gene Ontology annotation, molecular function: pyridoxal phosphate binding. The record is from RefSeq and is a predicted model, not a curated record. The coding region runs from base 280 to 1755 and encodes 491 amino acids. Lineage: Eukaryota; Metazoa; Arthropoda; Insecta; Lepidoptera; Pyralidae. Gene Ontology annotation, biological process: GABA catabolic process. Gene Ontology annotation, cellular component: mitochondrion. The transcript has 9 exons.
AGGGCGGUACAUUUUAUACAACAACAAAUCUCUUGUUAUAUGAUUUUGUACUUUAUUGAAGAGAGAAAGGGAUGAAAAAAGAAUAUCUGAGUGUCCUAAUCUCCAUAUCAAUAAAGGAAAAUUAUUUCAAGGAGUGAAUUGAAUUAAAUUAUUGUCAAUUGACUUGAAUUGGCCGUAUUCUUUUUGAAUUGCUCUACGAAAUCAAUGAAAAUUCUAAAAUAACUAUAUUAGCGAAUUCAGUAUUAUUUUUAGUAAGCUUUGGGUGGUAAAUAGUGAAAAAUGCUACAGUUGAAAAACUAUGUAAUUAAAAAGGGUGUUUUUCCCUUAAUUUUCAAAAAUUGUAGAGGAUUAUCAACAUCUGUACAAAAUGAGCCAAGCAAACCAUCAUUAAGAACUUCAGUUCCUGGUCCAAAAACAUUACAGUUAUUAAAGGAUCUCAAUUCUCUACAGCAAGCCAGUUCUGUCCAGUUGUUUGCUGAUUAUGAUAAAAGUAUUGGUAAUUAUUUUGUGGAUGCAGAUGGGAAUGAGUAUUUGGAUGCUUUCACACAAAUAUCGUCAGUACCAAUUGGAUAUAAUCACCCGAAGUUGUUGACUGCUUUUGAAGACCAGCACAAUCUAAGAGCAUUGGUGAAUCGUCCUGCAUUAGGCGUGUUUCCUUCAGCGGACUGGCCUGAAAGACUAAGAAAUGUUUUGUUAUCUGUGGCACCGCAAGGGCUUGAUCAUAUCGCUACAAUGAUGUGUGGCUCAUGCUCAAACGAGAAUGCAUAUAAAGCCGUCUUCAUGUGGUAUCGCACAAAAGAGCGGGGUGGCAAAACAGACUUUACACCUGAGGAAAUGAAUUCCUGUAUGUUGAAUCAAUCGCCGGGUUCUCCAAAUUUAUCUAUAAUGUCUUUUCAGGGCAGCUUCCAUGGUCGCACAUUUGGCGCUCUUUCCACUACAAGAUCAAAACCGAUACAUAAGUUAGACUGCCCCGCUUUUGAUUGGCCGGUUGCUCCGUUUCCAAGAUAUAGAUAUCCCCUAGAAGAAUAUCAACGCGAAAAUCAGCAAGAAGAUCAGAAAUGUCUGGAACAAGUGGCUGACAUUAUUGAAAAGUAUAAGAAAAAGACCAAUCCAGUGGCCGGAAUAAUUGUAGAACCAAUUCAAUCUGAAGGAGGAGAUUACGAGGCAUCUCCAGAAUUCUUUCAAAAUCUUCAGAAAAUAUGCAAAAAGAAAGGGGUGGCUCUCAUUAUUGACGAGGUACAAACUGGAUGUGGACCCACAGGGAAAAUGUGGUGUUAUCAACAUUUUAACUUACCAUCGCCCCCAGACGUCCUCACUUUUAGUAAGAAAAUGCUGACCGGCGGAUUUUAUUUCAGCAAUGAUUUCAAACCGGCUCAAGCAUACCGCAUUUUUAAUACUUGGAUGGGUGAUCCUGGAAAAUUGAUACUUCUAGAACGCGUUUUAAAAGUAAUAAAAGAAGAUAAUCUUAUAUCUCUUGUGAACAAGUCUGGGAAAGUAUUGAAAGAUGGUCUUCACCAGAUUGAAAAGGAAUUUCCAAAUUUAGUGAACAGCGUACGGGGUCGCGGAACAUUCCUUUCAUUCAAUUCUUGCAACACUGAAACAAGAGAUAAGAUUAAUAAUAACUUGAAGAAAAAUGGAGUAAUAGGAGGUGUGUGUGGAGAGACUGCGAUACGCUUGAGACCUGCUCUAGUGUUUCAACCAAAGCACGCAGAAAUUUAUUUGGAUAUGUUGAGAAAAACAUUAAAAGAGAUGUAAACUCUAAAAUUUUAAUCUCAUCUAUUAUUUUAUAGCAUUUAUUGUUAUUGUUACAUAUCUUUCUGUACUGAUUUUUUUAUUUAGCUCAUAAUUUGUUGUUAUAUGAGUUUUAAAUUGUUUAAAUACGGAGGUGCCAUAAUUGUGUAAACCUUUGGGUAUUAUUAUUUUUAAGCACAGUUUUAUAUAAGUACUGUGGCAUAUUAUAGUUUCUCUCACAAAUAUACAUUACUUGUGGAUUAAUUAAUACUGAAUAUACCUAGUAAGUAAUUCGUCAAUUAGUGUUAUAAAAUUGUAAACCUCGAUUAUGUCUUCCAAAUAUACAAAUAUUAUGUGCAACCUAAA